GAGUGUCCCGUUGUCUCUAUCAUUAUUCCCGUCACAAGAAGCAGCCACAGCAUCCCGUACUCCUUCUAAACACGCGUCUGGUCUCUCGCACACCCUUUAUUCUAGGAAUCUCAACCUCUCUGCGCACAUGUCGGUCAUUCGCCCGUUCGAUCCCACAGACAUCUUACGUUUCAACAAUAUCAAUGCCGACCCAUGGACAGCGACAUAUCAUAAUGGCUACUAUGCCAGCUAUACAGCGCAAUGGCCUGACUGGUGUGUCGCCGUUGAAGGCGCUUAUGACCCAACAUUGAAAGCUUACAUGAUCUCCAAACAUGAGCCUCCGGCCCCCGAUCCACAGCAUCACGGUCAUUUAACAGCUCUUUCAAUUGCUCCAUCGCACAGAUCACUCGGACUCGCCCGUGUUCUCAUGGAUGUUCUCGAAGGAUUAAGCGGACCAGGAGAGAUAGCGGUGGAAUGUAAUAAUGAUCAUGGAGCUCAUGCGCACGAGCACCAAGCGGUCCCUACCGGAGCAGCGCGCGAUUCGGUGGAUGCGUGGUUUGUAGAUCUCUUUGUGAGGUGCAAUAAUGUCAGGGCAAUAAGCAUGUACGAAAAAAUGGGGUACAGUGUGUACAGAAGGGUAGUUGACUAUUAUAAUGGCAUGGAGGGUGUUGGCUCUACAAGAGAUGAAUUGGACGGUUUUGACAUGAGAAAAUCAAUGCCUAAGGAUAAGGCCAAGCGAUACGUUAGACCAAACGGCCGUGACAUUCUCGUCUCACCCGAUCAAGUUUGGGCAUAACUCCUGCCUCGAGAUGCAUAACGGCAUAUACACAUUUAUCGCACUAAUCAGUUCAUCUUUUCAUUAAUUAUUCAACCAUCAUCGUCAUUGUCAAUCAUUCCUAUGUACUUAUUACCGCAAUGAUUUGCCAUCCGCCGUAUAAAUACAGUCUAUAUCAAUUUUCUUCCCCCAUUCUGAUUGAGGUUUUCUUCGGUUCCAACUUUCUGCAAGGAAGAUCGUGGCGAAAUAAAAUAAAAACUAGGGAUACAGGGUGAAAAUACGUCUCUUCAUGAAAAGGAAGAAUGAAGAAUUGGGGUUUGAGAGUAAUUUACGGAACAAGAUGCGAAACUCGUGG
Cryptococcus deneoformans JEC21 is the source of this 1109-nucleotide messenger RNA. Its product is annotated as n-acetyltransferase 5, putative. Gene Ontology annotation, cellular component: NatB complex. Gene Ontology annotation, molecular function: protein-N-terminal amino-acid acetyltransferase activity. Lineage: Eukaryota; Fungi; Basidiomycota; Tremellomycetes; Tremellales; Cryptococcaceae. The coding region runs from base 128 to 775 and encodes 215 amino acids. The transcript is spliced from 6 exons. The record is from RefSeq and is a predicted model, not a curated record. Gene Ontology annotation, biological process: N-terminal peptidyl-methionine acetylation.